Molecule: messenger RNA, 1903 nt
Organism: Megalops cyprinoides (Indo-Pacific tarpon)
Lineage: Eukaryota; Metazoa; Chordata; Actinopteri; Elopiformes; Megalopidae
Product: elongation of very long chain fatty acids protein 6-like
Exons: 4
Coding region: 120-926 (268 amino acids)
Biological process (GO): fatty acid elongation, saturated fatty acid; fatty acid elongation, monounsaturated fatty acid; fatty acid elongation, polyunsaturated fatty acid
Cellular component (GO): endoplasmic reticulum; endoplasmic reticulum membrane
Molecular function (GO): fatty acid elongase activity
Source: RefSeq, a predicted model, not a curated record
GGUGGAGGGAGAGCGAUGCGAGAUCAGUGGCACAGCUGAGAUAAAUAGAGACAUACCCAAUUUAGCAUAUACCGUACAAUAAUAUUUGCUGUCUCUGUGUCUGUGACGUAAGACAUUUAAUGGACAUGUCAGUCCUGACUCUGCAAGAAUACGAAUUUGAAAGACAGUUCAACGAAAACGAAGCUAUUCAAUGGAUGCAAGAAAACUGGAAGAAGUCCUUCCUUUUCUCCGCCCUCUAUGGUGCAUGUAUCCUGGGUGGGCGGAGGCUGAUGAAGCAGCGGGAGAAGUUCGAGCUGAGGAAGCCGCUGGUGCUGUGGUCACUGUCCCUUGCUGUGUUCAGUAUUUUUGGAGCCGUGCGCACCGGCGGGUACAUGGUGUUCAUCCUGAUGACCAAGGGUCUGAAGCAGUCUGUGUGCGACCAGAGUUUCUACAAUGGGCCCGUCAGUAAAUUCUGGGCGUACGCCUUUGUCCUCAGCAAGGCUCCUGAGCUGGGAGACACCCUGUUCAUCGUUCUCCGCAAGCAAAAGCUGAUCUUCCUGCACUGGUACCACCACGUCACGGUCCUGCUCUACUCCUGGUACUCCUACAAGGACAUGGUGGCUGGUGGCGGCUGGUUCAUGACCAUGAACUACCUGGUCCACGCGGUCAUGUACUCCUACUACGCCCUGCGGGCGGCCGGCUUCCGGGUGUCGCGCAAGGUGGCUAUGUUCGUCACGGCCACGCAGAUCGCCCAGAUGGCAGCAGGCUGCCUGGUCAACUGCCUGGUGUUCUCCUGGAUGCAGCCGGGCCACGAUUGCCCGUCGCACGUGCAGAACGUGGUCUGGUCCUCCCUCAUGUACCUCAGCUACUUCGUGCUCUUCUGCCAGUUCUUCCGGGAGGCCUACGUCCACAAGACCAGGCGGGAGGCGGAGAAAAAGGGCCUGUAGGCGGGGUUUGGAGGCGGGGCAGCGGGUAGGGGGGUGGGGAGAUGGGAUGGACUUGCACUCUCCAGCUAAUGGGGGAGGCAGACAGAGGUGGGGUGGGGGCAGUGAUGGAAAUGUUGGGCAGGGUUCUCUGCCUGCACGGAUGCGUGUAUAAGCGCAGGGUUGUUUUACGGAGAGCGCUACAGCUGAGGAGCCGUUACCUUGUCAACAGCAAGCUUGUCUCCAUCCACCAUGUUAUUUUUAUGCUGAUUUACCCCUCCCCCCCAUUCACCAAUUGUCACCUCAAGCUGAUAAAAAUAACAGACUGACAAGCUUUAGGGUAAAUAAAGAACGUGUGAAACACUGUAUUGGUGGUGAAGCUGGGCAGUUUGGUGUCUUGACUCUAAUCACAACAGGUUUUGAACACAACAAAAACAUAGCAGUUCUUUAUUGUUGCUUGUUUCAAGUGCUGUUUUCAUCAGAAGUUCCACCAUAACCAGAAUUAAUGUGUAACAAGUCUACAAUAUAACAAAAACCUUCACUUAAGUUCAACACUCAAAAGUAAAAACAAAGCAGACAGGUCUGAGUGAACAGAGCCAUCCAGCUGGGUCCAUGUCUUGUAUUGGUCUCAUUGUUAACAUUAUUCUGUCUCUGUUGCUGUAUGUUGUCUUAACCAAAUAUGGUAUUUACGGUCUGUGGGUGGAUAAUUUGUGCAUUAAAAGUCUGUAAUGUGUGUAUUGUCUAUCAUAGUGUUCUGUUCUUAGACCCUGGGUUUAAGAACUGUGAUUCUGAAUAUCUUUCAUAACCAGAUACAGGAGCACAGUUAAAAAGUAAGGUUCCUGUGGAAAAACAUUUGAAAUUGAGACAAUAUUAAAUUUUCUGAUCCAUGAUACAAUGUGAGCAAAUAUCUGCCUUGCCAGUCUUGAUGCCUAUUAAGUGAAAGUUGCUAAAAGUAAUUCUUCCCCCAUGUCCAAAGUGUCCAUAUUGUCAAAACGAAGAGA